AUGGAAUCCACCGGAGUUGAUACAGGUGAAGCCCGAAAGAGUUUGUUCGAAUCAGCUCGAGAUAAUUUUCUGGGGUCCUUGAGUGAAACUGAUAAACUUCUAUUCUCACCAUGCGCAACGUCCACCGACUUCCUGGAUGGACUCCAGAAGUUAGAGAAGACAACAGAACACUUCGGGCGCGUUGGCAAAAAGAUCCGAUAUGUGCGGUCGUUCACUGAACAUCUGAAGCCAUACUUCGAAGUAGUGAACAUAUUCAUUCAAUCCAAUCCUGAGUUCUCUGCCAUAUUUUGGGGAGCUUUCCGGCUUGUUCUUCAGCUGUCGAGUAAUCUGUCCAGCUUCUUUGAAAAGUUGCUCGGUCUUAUAUCUCAAUUGUUAGAUGUAUUCCCCCGAUAUGAAGACGUCGCGAAACUCUGUGACGAUGAAAACUCGGACAGGCUCCGGAGAAAUAUCGAGGAGGUGUACGGUGAUAUGUUGGAGAUAUUGAAGGCUGCCGUCAAAAUCUUCACAAAGUCGACAGGAAGGAGCUUGCUGUGGCAACCAUUUGACGUGAAGUUCAAGAAACUACUAGACAAAAUGGCGACCCACAAGGAAAACAUUGCUCAAGAAGUUAGAAUAUGGAGGCUUCGGAAAGAGAAGAAUGAGCGUAAUAUCGCGGCAACGUGGAGAAAUUACGUCCAAAAAGAACAUGCUAAGUCUGAGCAAGAACGAAACCUUGCGCGAGAGGAAAGGCGCCUUAUGGCCGAAGAGAGGAAGCUUAUGGAGAAGAAGCAAAUACAGGAUGCCGCAGCUCAAAAGGAAAUCGUGUCUCUAUUGCUAGAAAUAAAAGAGGAGAAGGAACGAUUAGAAGCUGAGCGCCUAGAAAGUAUGGCUUUCAAGAUUCGAGAAUGGCUACAACCUGUCGAUUACUUUGACGCGAGGCAGACUAAUGCGAGGGCGCGGGAAAGAUACGAAUCUACUGCAACCUGGAUCUUUGACCACCCUCAAUAUAGGUCUUGGGUACAAUCAAAUAAAGAUUCGUGCCCGGAUGGCAACGUUAGGCUGUUUGGACCGAAUACUCUGUGGCUUCAUGGCCACCCAGGAUCAGGGAAAACAGUGUUAGCUACCUCAAUUAUCGACGAAUUAGAGAAUUACGAAAACGGCUACGAGAACCAAGGCGAAGAUGUUUCUCCAACAGUCUUAUACCAUUUCUUUCAAUUCGACUCCCAAUUUACUAGGCCGCCAACCGCUGCAUACAAGUCUCUUUUGGCUCAAUACCUUUGGAGACAUAGAAACAAUAAAGACGUGGUCGAUAAAUUUGCGUUCAUCAUGAGAAUAGGAUCUCAGGGACAAAUAGGAGCCUCCGAAAAGGCCUUACUUGACCUUCUCGAGAUUUGUCUAAACAAGGGGGUGUUCAUCAUCCUAGAUGGCGUUGAUGAAUGUGAAGAUAGCGAUUCUUUCACGAAAUCUUUGUUAAGGUUAUCUAUGGCUUGUAACCACAAGACUCUCUUGCUCAGCAGGAUAAAUAUGACACAUUUACAAAGAUCCGUUCGAUCGGAAUCCAAGUUACUCCUUACGAAAGAAGAUACGUCACAGGACAUACAUCGCUUUUGCCAAUAUGGACUUGAUGACAUGAUUGUGGAUGAACUCUUACCAGAUUUGGCUUCCAAUGAAUUAGACAAACUCAACAGUCAUCUCUUGAAAGGAGCGGAUGGAAUGUUCCUAUGGGCAAAACUAAUAGUCGAGAUUACCACUGAAAUCCAGUUCCCGGAGGGCCUCGAGGAUAUGUAUGACCGUAUAUUUUCUGAGAUUACCCAAUCUGGAGAAGCUGUCGUCAAAUUUACUACCACUGUCUUUAUAUGGCUAUCUAAUCAGGCAGCUUUAAUAACGACAUACCAAAUCUGUCAAGCAUUUUCGGUCAAUGGGUUAUGGAUGAGAGGCGGCGAUGUCGAAGACAUCAAAGAAUUCGAAACUGCGGUACUUAUGGCCUGCGGAGGACUCGUAGAGAUCGUCCCCAUCACGUCGACCGGACGGGUGCUGAAGUUUGUCCACCUCACAGCACGUGAAGCCUUGGCUAGUUCUAAAAUCGGUGAUACCUCGCGCAGUCCAUCCAUCUCAAAUCUGGAACUUGGAAGAUCUUGUUUGCGACAAUUAAUUCAUCACAAAUCUCAAGGGCCGCUAUCUGGGAAAGUUCACCAAAGCAUAUCCAGCGCACGACUAGCUAGUAGCUUUCCAUUCACAGACUAUGCAGCUCUACAUUGGAUGGAACACCUGAAGGCAUCGAUAUCAUCUGAAAGUGACGGUGGCGCGUGGUUGGAAAAGGUAUAUAAGGAUGUCUUUGAGGACUUUGCCAAGGACCUUCAAUUGUUCUUCGAAAGCCCUAGGGCGGUCACCGCGUGGCUUGAGGCAUAUUACACAGCGCAGAAAGACAUUUCCCCACGAGGGAAAAUCGUCCACUGUUGGGCAGAUUGGGCAUCCGAGGCAAGCCAACGAAGCGCUAUCAAUAUUAAAGGGGAUGUUCUCAGAUUAGCACUCGAAUUCUGCUCGGAUCUUGAUCGAAUAGCUGAGGUAUGGAAUGAACAGUUGACACAUUCUCCACAUAUUAUAUGGGACGAAGUAACAGCAGAUGGAUGGACGCCAAGCCGAUUAUUUUUCUCUCCAGGGGGCACCCGCGUCAAAUCGCGAGCUCCGGAAAAGCCGCAACUAGAAGGCAUCGCAGAUGUGCCAUUCAUGUCUGUAUCUGCGGUGUGUAAGGACGGCUCUGCACUCGGGGUGCUAAGUAUAUGGUCAUUCAAUCGUGAAAAUUUUGUUGAGCGCCACGUCCAAGAAAUCCACAGGGAUUAUAAGAACAUGCCAAAGAGUUUCCCUCAAAUCUGGGUGGCAUUCCCCGAUUGCCUGGUUUUCUCGGUUGCGUACCAGAUAUGGAUGCUACGGCCUCCUCGGCCCCCUGAGGCUAUGAACUUGGCCGAGCUCGAAUGGCCUGCAAAUAUUUCUUAUGAGGCGGCUACGAUCGAAACCAAGCCACUUGGUUUCGCAAAGACUGAUAAUGAAUCCGGCCAAACCCACAUUGUUCAAGUCACGUUUAGCCCCACUGGUCAAUAUAUCACGUUAACUGAAACUAACCUGAUAAGUUUGGAGAUGAGGAUGUCAAGCUUUGAGAUUAUGAGCUUCCCAAUGAUGGCAGUUAAGCCACUCAAUGUGCUAGAAUCUGUCUAG
Messenger RNA from Hypoxylon trugodes, 3192 nucleotides. RefSeq lists its product as uncharacterized. NCBI's taxonomy places the organism in Eukaryota, Fungi, Ascomycota, Sordariomycetes, Xylariales, Hypoxylaceae. The coding region runs from base 1 to 3192 and encodes 1063 amino acids. The record is from RefSeq and is a predicted model, not a curated record. The transcript is spliced from 9 exons.